Messenger RNA from Tupaia belangeri chinensis (Chinese tree shrew), 2003 nucleotides. It is a transcript of the gene MYEF2, whose product is annotated as myelin expression factor 2. Gene Ontology annotation, molecular function: mRNA binding. NCBI's taxonomy places the organism in Eukaryota, Metazoa, Chordata, Mammalia, Scandentia, Tupaiidae. The coding region runs from base 1 to 1668 and encodes 555 amino acids. The record is from RefSeq and is a predicted model, not a curated record. The transcript has 17 exons. Gene Ontology annotation, cellular component: nucleus; cytoplasm.
AUGGUCUAUGCUGAACUGAGGGACAGAGAGAAUGAUGAAUCAGUGAAAGAAGAGAAAUCUGACUUAAAAGAAAAAUCUACAGGAAAUAAGAAGGCCAAUAGAUUUCAUCCUUAUUCAAAAGAAAAGAAUUCCGGCACUGGAGAAAAGAAGGGUCCAAAUCGUAACAGAGUUUUCAUUAGCAACAUCCCAUAUGACAUGAAAUGGCAAGCUAUUAAAGACCUAAUGAGAGAAAAAGUUGGUGAGGUUACAUACGUGGAGCUCUUUAAGGAUGCGGAAGGAAAAUCAAGGGGCUGUGGUGUGAUUGAAUUCAAAGAUGAAGAAUUUGUAAAGAAAGCACUAGAAACUAUGAACAAAUAUGAUCUUAGCGGAAGACCCCUGAAUAUUAAAGAGGAUCCUGACGGAGAAAAUGCUCGUAGGGCAUUGCAACGAACAGGAGGAACAUUUCCAGGAGGACAUGUCCCUGAUAUGGGAUCGGGGUUGAUGAAUUUACCACCUUCUAUUCUCAAUAAUCCAAACAUUCCUCCUGAGGUUAUCAGUAAUUUACAGGCUGGUAGACUUGGUUCCACAAUUUUUGUCGCUAAUCUUGACUUCAAAGUUGGUUGGAAGAAACUAAAGGAAGUGUUCAGUAUAGCUGGAACUGUAAAGCGGGCAGAUAUUAAAGAAGACAAAGACGGCAAAAGCAGAGGAAUGGGCACUGUCACUUUUGAGCAAGCAAUUGAAGCCGUUCAAGCAAUUUCUAUGUUCAAUGGGCAGUUUUUAUUUGAUAGGCCUAUGCAUGUUAAAAUGGAUGACAAGUCUGUUCCUCAUGAAGACUACCGCUCACAUGAUAGUAAAACACCACAGUUACCACGUGGUCUUGGAGGCAUUGGAAUGGGACUUGGUCCGGGUGGACAGCCAAUCAGUGCCAGCCAGUUGAACAUAGGUGGUGUGAUGGGAAAUUUAGGUCCAAGUGGUAUGGGAAUGGAUGGUCCAGGUUUUGGAGGAAUGAAUAGAAUUGGAGGAGGAAUUGGGUUUGGUGGUCUGGAGGCAAUGAAUAGCAUGGGAGGAUUUGGAGGAGUUGGCCGAAUGGGAGAGCUAUACCGUGGUGCGAUGACUAGUAGCAUGGAGCGAGAUUUUGGACGUGGUGAUAUUGGAAUAAAUCGAGGCUUUGGAGAUUCCUUUGGUAGACUUGGCAGUGCAAUGAUUGGAGGGUUUGCAGGAAGAAUAGGAGCUUCUAACAUGGGUCCAGUAGGAUCUGGAAUAAGUGGUGGAAUGGGUGGCAUGAACAGUGUGACUGGAGGAAUGGGGAUGGGACUGGACCGAAUGAGUUCCAGCUUUGAUAGAAUGGGACCAGGUAUAGGAGCUAUACUGGAAAGGAGCAUCGAUAUGGAUCGAGGAUUUUUAUCGGGUCCUAUAGGAAGCGGAAUGAGAGACAGAAUAGGCUCCAAAGGCAACCAGAUAUUUGUCAGAAAUCUACCUUUUGACUUGACUUGGCAGAAACUAAAAGAGAAAUUCAGUCAGUGUGGUCAUGUAAUGUUUGCAGAAAUAAAAAUGGAGAAUGGAAAAUCAAAAGGUUGUGGAACGGUCAGGUUUGACUCCCCAGAAUCAGCUGAAAAAGCCUGCAGAAUAAUGAAUGGCAUAAAGAUCAGUGGCAGAGAAAUCGAUGUUCGCUUGGAUCGUAAUGCGUAAUUUCAAACCACAGUGGAACAUUCCUACAUCCGUUUUGCUGAAUCUCCUAGUAAAAGUCAUUUUUUUAGUAAUAUUGUAUGCUUACAAAAGCUGUAAAAAUGAACUUUUAAAACACCCACCAGCUUUUAACAGUAUAGUGUUAAAAAUAUACUGUGAUUUUUGUUAAUCUCAAGUUUAGGUUUUUAAAGACAGCGAGUCUGGUCAUUCAGUUUAAAUGAAUGGUUAUACUGUUUUUAAUGAAAUAAGCCAUUUUCUUGUUAUUGUUUUCAGUACUACAUAGUGGAAUUUGUUUGUUCUGGUUUCCCCAACUUUUAUCAACUUAAUGUAAGGUGAAA